Molecule: messenger RNA, 1089 nt
Organism: Hyphopichia burtonii NRRL Y-1933
Lineage: Eukaryota; Fungi; Ascomycota; Pichiomycetes; Serinales; Debaryomycetaceae
Gene: KRR1
Product: ribosome biosynthesis protein
Exons: 1
Coding region: 1-1089 (362 amino acids)
Cellular component (GO): nucleolus; small-subunit processome
Molecular function (GO): RNA binding
Source: RefSeq, a predicted model, not a curated record
AUGGUGUCAACUCAUAAUCGUGAAAAGCCAUGGGAUACUCCAGACAUAGACAAGUGGAAGUUGGAGGAGUUUAAGGAGGAAGAUAACGCCAGUGGACUUCAUUUUACUGAAGAAUCCUCGUUUAUGACAUUAUUCCCCAAAUAUAGAGAAAAUUAUUUAAAAUCGAUAUGGGCCGAUGUCACAAGUGCCUUAGACAAACAUCAUAUAUUAGCACAACUAGAUUUGGUCGAAGGGUCAAUGACGGUUAAAACCACGAGAAAAACAUUUGACCCUGCUAUUAUAUUAAAGGCUCGUGAUUUAAUUAAAUUAUUGGCCAGAUCGGUACCAUUCCCACAAGCAGUAAAGAUCUUACAAGAUGAUAUUGCGUGUGAUGUGAUUAAGAUUGGGAAUUUUGUGAAUAAUAAAGAAAGAUUUACUAAAAGAAGACAAAGAUUAGUUGGGCCCAAUGGUAAUACAUUAAAAGCUUUAGAAUUAUUAACCAAAUGUUAUAUUUUGGUACAAGGUAACACCGUCAGUGCCAUGGGUCCCUUCAAAGGAUUGAAAGAAGUAAGAAGGGUGGUGGAAGACUGUAUGAAGAAUGUUCAUCCGAUUUAUUAUAUCAAAGAAUUAAUGAUAAAACAGGAAUUAGCGAAAAAACCAGAAUUAGCAAAUGAAGACUGGUCAAGAUUCUUACCUAUGUUCAAGAAGAGAAACGUUGCUCGUAAGAAGGUUAAGAUGAAUGCUAAAGAAAAGAAAAUCUAUACUCCAUUCCCACCUGCACAAACUCCUAGAAAAGUUGAUUUACAAAUUGAAAGUGGUGAGUAUUUCUUGGGUAAGAAGGAGAAGCAUUUGAAAGAAUUACAGUCAAAGAGAGAAAAACAAGAAGAGGUUAGUGAACAAAGACAACAGGAAAGAUUAAAGGAUUACGAAGCACCAGAAGAAGAAGUCCAUGAAAAUAAAUUAUUAAAAAAGGAAAAGAAGGAAAAGAAGGAAAAGAAAGACAAAAAGGAAAAGAAGGAGAAGAAAGAAAAGAAAGAGAAAAAGGAAAAGAAGAGAUCAGCAGAAGACGAUGAAAAACCAAAGAAAAAGAAGAAGGAGUCUGAAGAUUAA